Molecule: messenger RNA, 1226 nt
Organism: Hermetia illucens (black soldier fly)
Lineage: Eukaryota; Metazoa; Arthropoda; Insecta; Diptera; Stratiomyidae
Exons: 3
Coding region: 149-1186 (345 amino acids)
Source: RefSeq, a predicted model, not a curated record
ACGCCACUAUGUAUAAUGGAAAUGGAAGAUAAUAGCAAAGUACAACGCAUUAUUGGUUCAAGUAAAAUUGUGUUCCAUAUAAAUGCAGCAUUGUAUUCUUAAUAGCGCGGAGGAGUACUAGAAAAAGUGCAUUAUCGUCAUAUAUCCAAUGGACCACCAAGUCAGCGAAGAAAAAAAAUAUCUGGAGUCCCUAUUAUUUAGCGGAAAGAAUGAGGAUAUCGAGUAUCGAAGUGAGGAAUUAGUCCUGCCUGCUUGGUAUAAUGCAGAGCUUUUCAGAAAAGCUCAAAAGCAUUACAAGCGGAAUAUAUUUGCCAUGUUUCAUGGCAUUAUAUGCGGAUUAAUAAUGGCUCUUGCAAUCCCAUCAAUACGGCGUAUUUUAAUCGCUACGAAUCAAUCAUCAACCCCCAAAUCAUCCUAUCAUCGUUACUUCCGAAUAUUCCUCCAUAUUCGGGCAUUACAAGAUUUUGAUUUCGAAACAAACCCUAAAGCGUGGAAAAGUGUAUGUAUUAUGAAUAAAGUGCAUCGAAUAUCUAGUAAAGCAAGUGAUAACCUGAAUUGUGGAAGAAUCAAUCAAAAAGAUAUGGCAAUGAUGCAAUUCGCAUUCAUGGGAUUAAUUACUUUGAAAUCGAAGCUAUUGGGAAUAACAACAUGCAAUGAAUACUUAGAAUCAAUGAUUCACUUCUGGCGAACUAUUGGUUAUUUGAUGGGAAUGAAUGAUAAAUACAAUUUGUGCACCGAUUCCUGGGAAACUACAAAACCGAGGCUUGAAAUACUAUUACACAAGCUUUACGAACCGUACUUGAAGACAUUGGACGAAGAGUUUCUGAGUCUAGCUAGGAACGUCAUCAGCGCACUGCAGUGUUUAAACCCAUUUUUGACGUUUGAUGCAUUUUUAUAUUUCAUAAAAAGACUAGCAGGCUGCCCUGGUUAUGAAUACUUGAAAUCAGAUUAUAAGGACCAUGUAAUUGAGAAAGAAUCCCCGAAACUGUACAAGAAAUUGAGUUUAUAUAAUCGGUACAUACUUUUUCUUCUUGUUUCUAUACAUCAACACUUUUAUAAAAACACAAUUUGCCGUUGGUAUUGGAACUUGCGUUUCAGAUUUGCUAUGUUUUUGCAUUACUAUUUUCCAUUUAUAGCGUUUUUCCGAUUCGGCUUUAAAGAUGCAUAUGUAAGAAUAGAAAACUGAUGUAGUGUACACUUUGUUCAUUGAAUAAAAAUUGUAAAAU